AUGGGAAGUAGAUCUGGGGAGUCAGCCACUGGAGAUCCACAGAGUCCAUCGGGUUUUGGUGGUAGUAGCAACAGGAAUACCGGUAGCUUCCUGUGCAACAUAUGCUUGGAUCCCGCUCAAGAGCCCGUCGUCACCCUCUGCGGUCACCUUUUCUGCUGGCCCUGCCUGUAUGAAUGGCUUCAUGGCCACUCCAGCUCUUCCGAGUGUCCCGUCUGCAAGGCCACUGUUGAGGAGGUGGAUAUUAUCCCACUCUACAGUGGAGGAAAUAGCUCCGCCGACCCACAGUCCAGGUCGAUCGAUGGUACCGACAUUCCAAGCCGACCGGCAGCUGGUCGGAGGUCGGCAAGAGCCCAACAACCACAACCUGACAUGACCAGUUUCCAUCAGCACAACGUGAACCAUGUCCAUCACCUCAACAACCAUUACCCAUGGCCAGUGGGCUGGAAUCAGGUGGCUGGCAUGAGGCAUGGUGACUUCUCAUUUCCGGCACCAACUGCCGGUGGUGUGGCUGCUUCUUUGCACCAAGGUUAUGCCAAUGUGUUUCACUGUUGGAAUGCUCACGGAAUCCACCAAGGUCAUGGCCAGCUUGCUCAUGGGUUCUACCAGGGUCAUGGACAUCAUGCUCAUGGGUUCUGGCGACACCCAAAUCAUAGACAACGGGCUAAUGUCAUCUGGAACAUGCUCUUCUUCUUGUUUGUGGCGCUGGCAAUUGCUAAUACAGUAUCACGGAUGCUUCUGUAA
This is a messenger RNA of Musa acuminata AAA Group (dessert banana), 741 nucleotides long. RefSeq lists its product as uncharacterized. Bases 1 to 741 code for a protein of 246 amino acids. Gene Ontology annotation, cellular component: endoplasmic reticulum. The transcript has a single exon. Lineage: Eukaryota; Viridiplantae; Streptophyta; Magnoliopsida; Zingiberales; Musaceae. Gene Ontology annotation, biological process: ubiquitin-dependent protein catabolic process. The record is from RefSeq and is a predicted model, not a curated record. Gene Ontology annotation, molecular function: metal ion binding; ubiquitin protein ligase activity; ubiquitin-like protein conjugating enzyme binding.